AUGCGAAGGUACACUCUGUCACCGGCUACUGAGAACUGGGCCAGACAUGUGCGGGAGGCGGAUCGGGCCCAGCCUGCAUUGGCGAUUGGGUUCGUCGGUGCCACCUCAGCUGGCAAGAGCUGGCUGGUCAGCAAGCUACAAAGCGAAGGCGCAGCUCAACCAGCUCGCUUCGAGCAGAGCUUCGUUGGAGGUGUGGACCUGCAGUCGAUGACAUCCGACAUCAACCUCUACUUGGAUCCCGUUGAUCAAAUCUACUACGUGGACUUUGAAGGGACAUAUGGCACCUUACCCUUGCAGUACUACGCGGCCGACAUGGCCAAGGUGGUGCAGAGAUGCGCAGAUGUUGCAUCAUGGGAAGGAAAGCGCCGUCAGGUCCUCAAGGAGUCUUUCCAGCCAGCCGUUGCAUACUUGAUGUGUGACGUUGUGGUAUUUCUGACUCGGGAGAAAAUGGUCUGCCGGCGUGCCCUCGAGGAGUGCGAACAAUUUGCACGAGCUGCGAAUGCCAGGGUAUCCAGCGCGCUCCCGCCGGCACUGAUCAUCGUGCAGAACUGCUGCAGGCCCAGUGAGGGCCUCUUCGAUCCAGAGAAGUGUACAGAAGCCUUCCGUCGUGCCCACUUCAGCGCAGGGCGUUGGAAUUAUGAGGACCCUUUGGAGGGGAGCGGCCAAGUAAGCUCUGCAGCAGCCCAAUGGGCAGAAUACUUCAGGAGCAUCGACUGUUUCUGCUUGCCAGAUGAGUACACUUUCUGCAAAAGAAGUGGGUUUGACGGAGAAGAGGUAUGCAAGGACGUGCUAGCAAAGCUGAAGACUACGCUGAAAAUGCGGCUCCAGGAGGGGCUCCCUGCUCGCACGGAGAAUGGCGUUGCUCUCUCUCAGUUUCAGUGGUUCUCGGUCCUGUCCUCCCUUUGUGGGAUCAUCAAUGACCAGGAGACGGUUGCCAUGUCCGCCAUUUACAUCCACGCUGGUGCAGUAGCCGGUGGAGUGAAUGAGCUCAAGUCACUUCUGCUCCAGAUCAUGCACCCUAUGAAGCGGCCUGAUGUCGUGGAUCCAAAGGAUUUCCAGCUCAGGCUCGGCGUGGCCAUCGGCAUCAUUGCGCGAUUCGCCGUUCGUCAUGAUUUGGCUGAAGAUGAAGUCCAUCAGGUGGUAAGAUACCUCUCGAUGCUGUUCCCAUGUGGCGCCCUUGCUCCACCAGCAGUUGAACGAGCUGAUGGAAGCAAGGACCCCGUCUAUUGUGGCCAGAACCUGCUUUUCCACAAGGGGCUCCACCGAUCUAGCUGUUUGGUGCGAACAGUAGAAGCUGGGUGGUUACAGCACCUCAGCGAGUGGCUUCAAGGCGGCGUCACUUAUGCAUGGCCUGGGGAGUUCUUCUGUUUGGAAAGCCUCUCAGAGGCUUGCAAUCAAGGCGUCCUGGCCGCCUCAGUGCUCGAACAGGUCGAGGAGUACAAGGUUGAGAAAUGCUUGGAGGGUGUCUCUCCGAAGGUGGGCACUCCUUGGGUCUUGAAGGCUCACGGCAGUCUCUCUGCCAGCGGACUGAAGGUCAUGCAGGACGCUUCGCGGCUGUGUGCAGUGUGCACCGAUGCUGGCUCUGAUGCAACAAGCCUUUGGAAGCUUUGGGCUGCGUCAUCAGGUGACUUCCUGCCCGUCUGUGGUCAUUGCUACUCGAUCAUGGAGAGCAACGACCUGUGCAAGGGUGCCACUGUUGCCCCAGCAUCGAUAAACAUCAUCAGGGAAGGCCGAAAGUGUGAAGCCUGUGCGCAGAAAAGCGGAAGAGUCAUUGUGACCGAGGGGCAAGUGCCUAUGGAGAGCAGCAAAGCUGACCAUCGACUGCAGCCGUGCAGGUGUCUUGUUUGUCGGAAAUGUGCUGAGAAAGUCGCCUGGAACGAGCGGUCAGCAUGCCCAAUUUGUGGGAUGCGUGUGCAGUGGCUGGCGGACGAGAGGGCCUUGAUUGCCACGGGCUGGCGGGUGACCCGACCCACCACCAACAGGCAAGACAAGUGUGGGAUUUGCGUGAGUCGCGCAAAGUGA
Molecule: messenger RNA, 2022 nt
Organism: Symbiodinium pilosum
Lineage: Eukaryota; Dinophyceae; Suessiales; Symbiodiniaceae
Source: the annotation of a GenBank genome assembly